UUAGGUUAAUCGAACCUGAAAAGGGUGAAGGACCGUCUUUGUCCACGUACCUAUAUACAAAGGUUGGAGCUGACGAGGUGAAGUCUUGUAUCGACAGCAAACAAAAUCGAAAGUCAAACUUCUGUCUGGUGGUGGAUCGGGCCAUGAACCAGCACAUGCCGGAUAUCUGGGCGAGGCAAUGCUUGACGUCUGCGUAGCAGGACAGAAUUUUGCGUCACCAUCAGCCUCGCAGAUCCUAACAGAUCCUAACAGAUUUAAAGGCACUCGAUGCUCCCAUGGGGUAUGCCCACCGCGUCCGCUACUGAGUGAAUGCUCAUACUGGCUGAGAAGGCAUGCUAAUGAUUAUUACCUCUACCUUACAAAGUCGUUUUAUCAUAUCUACCGCUAAUGAAUUAAAUCUAC
Molecule: messenger RNA, 402 nt
Organism: Botrytis cinerea B05.10
Lineage: Eukaryota; Fungi; Ascomycota; Leotiomycetes; Helotiales; Sclerotiniaceae
Exons: 1
Coding region: 179-388 (69 amino acids)
Biological process (GO): glycerol metabolic process
Molecular function (GO): glycerone kinase activity
Source: RefSeq, a predicted model, not a curated record